AUGGGCCGCCCGGCUGCGGCGCGGACCGGCGCCGGGGGGCUCUGCGCCCCGCUGCUGCUGCUGCUGCUGCUGGUGGCCACGGGGGUCCCAGCCGGCGCCUACAACCUCGACGCGCAGCGCCCGGUGCUCUUCCAGGGGCCCGCGGGCUCCUUCUUCGGCUACGCGGUGCUGGAGCACUUCCACGACAACACGCGCUGGGUCCUUGUGGGUGCACCGAAGGCAGAUUCUAAAUACAGCACCUCAGUAAAGUCUCCUGGAGCUGUGUUUAAGUGUCGUGUCCACACCAACCCUGACCGGAGAUGCACCGAACUGGAUAUGGUUCAAGGUAGGAAUCGUGGUGAGCUCUGUGGGAAGACCUGCAGGGGAGACCAGGAUGAUGAGUGGAUGGGGGUGACCCUGGCCCGGCAGCCCAAAGCAGAUGGCCGUGUUUUGGCCUGUGCCCAUCGCUGGAAGAACAUCUACUAUGAAACAGACCACAUCUUGCCUCAUGGCUUCUGCUACCUCAUCCCGGCCAACCUCCAGGGCAGAGGCAAGAAGCUGAUCCCCUGCUACGAAGAGUAUAAGAAGAAAUAUGGAGAGGAACACGGCUCCUGCCAGGCUGGGAUAGCAGGCUUCUUCACGGAGGAGCUGGUGGUCAUGGGCGCCCCAGGCUCAUAUUAUUGGGCGGGGACACUCAAGGUGCUGAAUCUCACGGACAAUAUGUAUUUAAAACUGAAUGAUGAAGCCAUUAUGCACAAGCGGUACACUUACCUGGGCUAUGCAGUGACCGCUGGCCACUUCUCUCAUCCAUCCGUCACUGAUGUGGUAGGAGGCGCCCCACAGGAUGGAGGCAUUGGGAAGGUUUAUGUAUUUAGAGCUGACCGAAGAUCGGGGACCUUAAUAAAGAUUUUUCAGGCAUCAGGAAAAAAGAUGGGCUCUUACUUCGGCUCCUCCUUGUGCGCAGUUGACCUGAACAUGGACGGCCUCUCUGACCUGCUCGUGGGGGCCCCUAUGUUUACUGAGAUCAGAGAUGAGGGGCAGGUCACAGUAUACCUCAACAACGGAAAUGGAGUCCUUGAGGAGCAGCUGACCCUGACUGGAGAUGGUGCCUAUAACGCACACUUUGGAGAGAGCAUUGCCAGCCUGGGGGAUCUUGACGAUGAUGGGUUCCCAGAUGUGGCUGUCGGUGCACCUAAAGAGGAUGACUUUGCUGGCGCAGUCUAUAUCUAUCAUGGCGAUGCCAAUGGGAUUGUCCCCCAGCACUCAAUGAAACUGUCUGGGAGGCAGAUAAACCCAAGCUUGCGGAUGUUUGGGCAGUCCAUAUCAGGAGGCAUUGACAUGGAUGGAAAUGGCUAUCCCGAUGUCACCAUCGGCGCCUUCCUGUCCGACAGUGUGGUUCUCCUCAGGGCCAGACCGGUCAUCACUGUGGAUGUCUCCAUCUUCCUCCCAGGCUCCAUCAACAUCACAGCCCCUCAGUGUCAUGAUGGACAACAGCCUGUGAACUGCCUGAAUGUCACUGUGUGCUUCCGGUUCCAUGGCAAGCAUGUGCCCGACGAAAUCGGUUUAAACUACAAUCUGACGGCUGAUGUGGCCCAAAAGGAGAAGGGCCAGCUACCCAGAGUCUACUUCCUGUUGCUGGGAGAGACUGCCGGCCAGGUCUCGGAGAAGCUGCAGCUGACUCCCAUGGAGGAGACGUGUCAUCACUACAUGGCCCAUGUCAAGCGGAGGGUGCAGGACGUCAUCAGCCCCAUUGUGUUUGAAGCUGCAUACAGCCUGGAUGCUCCUGUGACUGCUGAGGAGAAGCGGGAGCUGCCAGCUCUGACACCAGUGCUCCGCUGGAAGAAGGGACAAAAGAUCGCCCAGAAAAAUCAGACCGUUUUUGAGAGGAACUGCCGAUCUGAGGACUGUGCCGCUGACCUGCAGCUCCGGGGGAAACUGCUGCUUUCCAGUGUUGAUGAGAAAACCCCACACCUGGCUUUAGGGGCCGUGAAGAAUAUUUCUCUAAACAUCUCCAUCUCCAACCUUGGGGACGACGCGUACGACGCCAACGUGUCCUUCAAUGUGUCCCGGGAGCUCUUCUUCAUCAACAUGUGGCAGAAGGAGGAGAUGGGCAUUUCCUGUGAGCUGCUGGAAUCAGACUUCCUCAAGUGCAGUGUGGGAUUUCCUUUCAUGAGGUCAAAGUCGAAGUACGAGUUCAGUGUCAUCUUUGAUACGAGCCACCUGUCUGGGGAAGAGGAAAUUCUCAGCUUCAUCGUGACUGCUCAGAGUGGCAACAUGGAGCGCUCUGAAGCCCUGAGUGACAACACUCUCACCCUGACGGUGCCACUGGUGCAUGAAGUGGACACUUCCAUCACUGGAAUUGUGUCCCCAACCUCCUUCGUGUAUGGCGAGUCUGUGGAUGCAUCCAACUUCAUUCAGCUGGAUGACCAGGAGUGCCACUUCCAACCACUCAACAUCACUCUUCAGGUCUACAACACGGGCCCCAGCACCCUUCCUGGCUCAUCUGUCAGCAUCUCUUUCCCCAGUCGGCUGUCACCAGGUGGCGCAGAGCUGUUUCAGGUCCAGGAGAUGCUGGUGAGCCAAGAGAAAGGCAGCUGCUCUUUCCAAAGGAACCCAACCCCUUGCAUCAUCCCUCAAGAGCAAGAAAAUAUCUUCCACACCAUAUUUGCUUUUUUCACCAAGUCUGGAAGAAAAGUAUUGGACUGUGACAAGCCCGGGAGUUUCUGCCUAACACUGCACUGCAACCUUAGUGCCCUCCCUAAAGAGGAGAGCCGCACCAUUGACCUGUACAUACUGGUGAACACAGAGAUACUGAAAAAGGACAGCUCCUCUGUCAUCCAGUUCAUGGCUCGAGCCAAGGUGAAGGUGGAUCCUGCCCUGCGAGUGGUGGAGAUAGCCAAUGGGAACCCAGAGGAGACUCUGGUGGUCUUCGAGGCCUUGCACAAUCUGGAGCCCCGGGGCUAUGUGGUAGGGUGGAUCAUCGCCAUCAGUUUGCUGGUGGGAAUCCUCAUCUUCCUGCUGCUGGCUGUGCUGCUGUGGAAGAUGGGCUUCUUCCGCAGAAGGUACAAAGAGAUCAUUGAAGCUGAGAAAAACCGGAAAGAGAAUGAAGAUGGUUGGGACUGGGUCCAGAAAAACCAGUGACCCGCCGUGCCAGUCAUGUGAUGCCCUCAUGUCCCUAUCGCCAGCCUGUGGUCCUUGAUCUUUGUAUCUUCCAUAUUUGGAAGAAAGAAAUCUCCUCCAGAUUUUUCGGAGGCCCCACUGAUGCUGUUCUCUUCCUCAUCUUGUCAAGCCCGGUGCCGACCUGAGACGGCCACCUCCAGCCAGGUCACAUGACUGGGGCCACCACCAAGUCCCUUUACAAGAUAAACUCAGAUAAACUUUGGAAAGACAAGCUACAGAGCAAAGCAAUAUUUAUGGAUGCAACAUUUCGUGGUCAACCCUCAGGGGAAAACUGUUACCUAAAAGUAUUUUUUAUAAAUGUAAGCCUUUUAUAUUGAUCAUGUCUUUAUAUUUGUAUCAAUGUUUUAUUAUUUCUAUUAAAUAGUUCUAUAAUUCACUCAAGCACUGAAAUCUUGGAAAUACAUGUAUCUGCAUACAAAUUUUUAAAGAGAAGGAACUUACUGUACUUUGGAACUUGUUAGGAAAAAAAAAUCUUGCAGAUAAAAUAAACUGAAGAAACCUCAUGAAAUGAAUCCACCAACUUGGGAGCACUGCAAAAACAUCAUGGAUAUGGAAAGAGCACCUAAGACAUUUCCCAUUGUUAUCACCUAAAGCCAAGUUCGGAGAGCUUGAAGAAGUAUCAGUGUGUUCUCUUAUGGACGCCUCCCUGGGAGACUCCCAACAGGAACUGGGAUGGAAAGCCUGAUGUCCUCAUAACAGAUACUCUGUACCACCAUGAUGCAUGCAGCCACACACUGCAUUCGCCUCCCUCUGGAGUCAGCAAGUGCUAGAUGGACAACUGGUCAACCUCAGCAUAGCAUCUCAUCCCAGACACCAUGCCCCAGGGAUCACAGCCCGGGACUGAAGCUGGGCUCCCUCAGCAAAGACGUGUGUCUCUCUGUGUGUGUAAGCUGUUAUUUUGUGGUGUGACUUUAGUUUAAGGGUCUCUAUUUCCUCUGUUCCUCAUCCUGUUCCCAACUGGUGAUGUUGCAGAUUCCUCCCCAGAGAGGAUCGCCCUGCUUGGUUUGUGUUUAUGUCUUAGGUGGAAUUCUCAGGAAUCAAACCCUGAAACAGGACUUAGGUGCAAGUAACUUAUUGAGGAAGUCUUCCUAGAAGGUAACAGUGAGGAAGUGGAGAAUGCAAGACAGGAAAGUAGGGGAAGUCAAGCAACAGUGUUACUUCAGGGGACCACUCAUGAAGUACCAUCAGCCCAGCUGGGUCUGGUGGGCAAGUCAGGCUGAGGUAGCUAGGCUUUGGUGGUCCCACACCUGCGGGGAUAUAAACUUUCUGCCCUUGGUUCUUGCUGACAAGAUGACUUUGUCCUCUAGAGGAGAGCAUUGGGAGCACCCUCAAGUAGGGAGAGCCAGAAAUCAUGCAAAGAACUCUGAGUUGAGCCAAGACCUCUGGUGCCCACACCUCCUAUACAAGUGAAUGCUACCCUCAGCUUUGGGUAGCCAAAACCACCAUGAGUAAAGGAGAUCCUAGAAGUCAAAUGUUGCAUCUGACUCUCAAUGGAGACAGUGGGCAGCCCAGGAAACCAGUGCACACGCAGUCCGUGGGUUUUAUCAAAAGAAAUAAGGAAAGAAGUCUUGGCUUUACCAGCCUUGUACAGCCUGGACUGUGGGUCAGGCACUGUGCUGACUGCUGAUGGAGCCCCAGAGAACACAGUCACCUCAUGCCUCAAGGCGGUAAGCCCUCCCACGAUAGGUGUGUAGUGUGGAUUCUUCAUGAACCCCAUUUGCAGCUGUCCUGUGGUGAUGAUGUGCGAGUCAUGCCAUUGUUUCCUUUAAUAAAUCUUUUGAGAUUCUUAGGUGGUGAAACCACUACAGAACCAUCUACAGUUUUAGCCAAAUGCAUCUGUCCUCACUGGCCUGCUUUCUGCAAACGGUAUGGCUGCACUGGGGUCGGGAGAACCGCUAGCCAGCAGAGCCACACCUGAGAAACUGUGGACAGAGAGAAAGGACAGAUGCAGCUGGAAUCUGGCCACCUGUGCCUGAUUGUGAAUGGUGAGCCCUCAUGAAUAGUCAUGUGCCAAGGGUCACUACAACUCCGUGAGACAGAUUUAAAGACAACUACAUGGUAGCCCCGGAAGCAAAUCCUAACAGCCACCGUUGG
Molecule: messenger RNA, 5253 nt
Organism: Acomys russatus (golden spiny mouse)
Lineage: Eukaryota; Metazoa; Chordata; Mammalia; Rodentia; Muridae
Gene: Itga9
Product: integrin subunit alpha 9
Exons: 28
Coding region: 1-3120 (1039 amino acids)
Biological process (GO): integrin-mediated signaling pathway; cell-cell adhesion; cell adhesion mediated by integrin
Cellular component (GO): external side of plasma membrane; integrin complex
Molecular function (GO): integrin binding
Source: RefSeq, a predicted model, not a curated record